AUGGAUCAGACUGCGUCCAAUAAAUCCGCCACCAUGGACAAGACCGCCCUCAAGAAAUGUAUUCUCGCCAUUGACCUUGGCAGCACCGCGCUCCGUGCCGCUUUUGUCGAGUGCGAAGCGCCUUACACUUUCCAUCCAGUUCAAAACAGAGAUGUACAAGCCAAUAAAGACGCAGGCGCAGCUGUCACGUGUAGGGGUGACUUUCCUGUCUCUUGCUGCCCCCUCGACCCCAACGAUCCCUUUGCCAGGAUCGGGGCCGACGCCGCCUCCGAGCCUGGCCAUGUAUCCUCCAAGUACCUGAUGUACAUCCUCGCCAACGUUGAUGAGUCCGUCAUGGCCGAUUAUCCUCUCUCAGCAGACCUGAUGGCCCUUAAAGAGGAUACACAGCUCCGUGAAGACUGCCGAACCAUCUUAGCCAUACUGUUUGGACGCCUGAAAGAGCGCGUGGACGAUUACACCAAGAGAAAACAUAUGUUUUUCGACGAAAUCAUCCUGACCGUUCCCAGCCAGUGGGACGCACGUUUCGAAAAUGUUUACGAGUCUAUUAUCACGGAGACUUUCGCCUAUCGCAACGAAGAGGGCCAGAAGAUUAAGAAGGACGUCCACUUCUGUGGUGAGGCUGAUGCGUUAGCGCGAUAUAUCAUUCUUCACGAGGAAAGGGAGCUCGAAGACUGGGAUGUUGUCCUCUUCCUCGACUUUGGAGGCCACUCCACGUCUUUUGCCACCAUGGAACUGAAGAGAACCAAGAGCACUGGAGGCUCUGGCAACUCUAGUAUGACCUUUCUGGAGCUGGACUCUGGCGGCUGUGCCGGUGGAAGCGAGAUGUGGUCUCACCAAGUUGGCCAGUUGAUUAGCGAAAAGCUUGCGGAGACUGAAGUGGCAGAUACCGAUGAAAGGAAGAAGUUCAAACUACUUGGUGAUUUCAACACCAAGAAAAUUGGCUUUCUGGAUCAAAUUACGGCGGGUAGUCUUCUCCCCCUUGUUUGCUUCGAUGAACAUGCUACCCUCACCACUGUCAGUCUACCACACGAGGAAAUUGAGCACUGCUUCGACACGGCGCUUGAGAGACCAUUCGCAAUGGCCAAAGAGCAGCUCAGGAAGUUGAAGGGUUAUAGCGGAGACAAGAAAAUCGGCGUGGUGGUAGCCGGAGGAACUCUCCAGAGCAACAAAGCAAGGGAAGCAGUCUUUGCCGACUGCGAUAUCCCGGAAGAACGAAUCAAGUAUACGACCGAGAUCGACGUCACUUGGCUUUCAUCGUGCAACUGUCACGGCGCAGCAUUGGCCCAUGUGAAGAAGCUGACGGUGGCCCAGUUUUUCGAGCAGGGCGCAGUGAUUGCUCUUCAGCAGAAGGUUGGGCCUGUACACGAUGCUGAAUGGGAGGAUGUCGCAUAUCUCUUGGUCGGACAUGAUAACAAGCAUACGGCGAGCGUGUAUAACAGAUAUACGGGCACGGAGAUGAAGCUUGUCUGCAACCCCAACUAUACUCAGGAGGCUGCGACAGACAAAAACAAGAAUGGCAACGUCGGCGAAGCUGGAACAAGUGCUGGUUCAGCCAGAAACGCGACAGACAACAGCGAUUUGAACCCUAACACCAAUGUUCUCAUCCCAAUCGGGGAUUGCUACGACCUGUGGCACCUUGGCUCUCACUUGGCUGGAAGACUUGUGGUCGAGGCAUCCUUGACCUCACCAAGCGGUGCUGCAUCUUCUGAGAGGACUCUCCAUGUUUCCAUCAGCCGCAAAAAUCAGCGAGCUGCUUCAGGAGAUAAGGUUGAAGACCUCCCCCUAUUCCUCGAUCCCGGACACAACGCUGUCCAUGUAGAUGUUGACGCACUCGGCCCUGAGGCGGCCAACCGGCAAGCGGCGUUGAGGCAGCGUGAAGAAGAGCGUACCCGACCUGAAAAGAAGACAGCAGAGGCUCCAGCUGAGCAAGGCUCUGUAGUCAGGCCUGGCAGUUCUUCUAAGUCGGCUACAGCAAAGGCAUCUAGGAACAAGCGGAAACGGAAGGACACAAAUGCUGCUCCUGCUCAGCCCAGCAAAAGGCCGCGAACCCGUGCCGAACGUGCCGCUCUUGCCCAAACAUCAACUGAUGACGAGUUGAAGCAACUUCCCUACUAUGCCCCCUCUGUGUCGCGCAAAAGAAAAGCGACUGCCCCCGCUUCCUCCACAGCAACGAAGAAAGCACGAAUUGCUACCACCACCCCCCAGCCCAAAAUCAACAGUAGUUCUGACAACCAGUCAGACCAAGUCCUCCAAGGGCAGCCCCAAGGGCAACCCUCUACCCAUGAUGUGUCCCGGCACAACGACGAGGACACACAUGACCAUAUUGAUGACCAGCUCGACAAUGAGCUGGAUCAAAACCAUGAUCUUGCCGUCACAGCGAGCGGCCCACCCCUUUCCCCUGAGCGCAACAACUCCAACAACAACCUCAACAUCAACGGCAGCACCUCCCGUUCCACUCGAAACCGAACCGCCGCGAACGCCAGGGGGGCCAUGGCUACAAGGGCUAGGUCCGAUACCCCUGCUGCGAAUGCCGACCGGCCGGCAACAACAUACACCAACGGCAGGUUUGCCACGAGAAGCAGCCCGCCUAAUAGACAACGGACAGAACCCCUUCCGGAACAACGUGGGCAACCCCAGCCCAGGCGAUCAACUCGCUCAAAAAAUGGGAAGUCUCCGGUAGCUGCCUCGCCAGCUUCCACACAACAAGGGCAAAAACCUCAACAACCUCAACAAGGGCAAAAAGACCCUGAAAUCCCUCCCCAACCCCGACCACAACCACAACCACAACCUCAACCUCAACCUCAACCUUACCCCAAGCAAAAGGCUAGGCCUCAAGCAGGGUCAUCACAAGUCCAAGCCCAAGCCGAUGCCCAAACCCAAAACCAGGUUGUUGAUCCCAUACCCCCAGCUACCGCCGCCGACCCUGACAUCUUCGACCGAUUCACCGCAACGAUUCUGGAACACGAGGGCAUCCUCUCCCCAAGCUCCCGUUCUACCCGCCUCCGCCACCCUCUUGCCUCCGGUGAGAUCAGAGAGAAGGAGGAGGAGAUACUGGAUAGCAUCACGGUCAAUUCUAACUCUAACCGUCCUCUGACUGAUCAGGUUGUUGAUGAGGAUAGGACUGUGGAAGAGGAGAAGGAGAAGGACGAGGAGGAAGAGAUUUGUGAUGAUCAUGGUGAUGGCGAUGACGGUGACUGUGGCGAUGGUGGGUCGGGGCCUGGGGAUCUUGGGUUGAAGAGGUUACUCUCUGCAUCGCAUGAGCAGGGGAACGAGAAGCAAGGUGGACCAUCUUCGCCUAUUCUGGGAGAGCAGGGGAGAGGUAGUAGCCGCGGACGUAGCAGUGCACGUGGAGGUGGACACGGAGGUGAGGAGGAGGUAGAGGGCAACGAGGAGCGAGUCGAACUUCCUGGCUCUCUCAAAAUGUCUCGACUCCAGCGGACAUUCCAGACCGGGGUCGACGCCUCUACUCCUCCACAGGAUGCACGCGGCGGUGAUCGGGUCGUUGGCGCUGCCGAGAGGAACAAGGAAAACCAGCGGCAACAGACGACCGGGGCCGGUACUGGGGCCGGGACCGGGGAGGAUUUUCUACCCAGACCCAGCCGCAAAGGAAAGGGCAAGGGGAAGGAGGUCGUCAAACCUGCGCCCGCACCCGCACCUGCACCUGCACCCAAGCCCAGGCCAACGUCCACGCGAGACCCGCGGGUUUUCUUCCAAGCCUCUUCCUCUUCCUCUGCCUCUGCCAUCCCCAGCGCCGCGCCUCACCCCAAGAACAAAGGCAAAGGCAAGGCCAAAGCCAAAGGGGCCAGCUUGCUCGAGCCUCCGUCUCCCACCGUCCUCGCCGCCUUGAUAGCAUCAACCGCCCCAAGGCCUAUCCCUGACCGCCCCGAACCCACCCCAGCCCAGCCCACAGACACGAGCAAUGGCAUAGCCGAUGGGGUUGUCGAAACGACAACUCCGGUCCAUCUGCCCGGAUAUGCUCAAACGUCGAGGGCUGGACAGGGAAUGGAUAGGGAUGGGACGGAAGUCGAUGGUGGGCGGGAAGGGGUCGCGGACGCGGACGAGGAUAGCGUUGAGUAUGGCAGUAGAGUGCUUCGGAGGGCGAGUGCGAGUGCGAGGGAGGCUAGGAAGGCCAACCAGACGGCUGGGGAGAGUAGUAAGACUGGCAGCAAUGCCAAUGCGAUUCCGACCAGGAAGAGGGCCCGCAUUGACAUUGAGGAUCUCCUCUCGAAUCCGGUUGAGUCCCGACCUCAAUCUGAAGCUCAACCUCGACCUCUGCCUCAGCCUCAGGAAGAGGAAGACCCUUCUCCGGCGAGGAAGAGGCAGGAGACAGGUAAGAGAGGAGGUAAAGGAGGAGAAGGCUCGAAUGUGACCAAGAAGAGGAAGCGCUCUUGA
Molecule: messenger RNA, 4392 nt
Organism: Neurospora tetrasperma FGSC 2508
Lineage: Eukaryota; Fungi; Ascomycota; Sordariomycetes; Sordariales; Sordariaceae
Exons: 2
Coding region: 1-4392 (1463 amino acids)
Source: RefSeq, a predicted model, not a curated record